AUGGACGACGAGGAUUACUCGUGGGUGCGGCGGACGAGGUUCUCCCACUCCGUCGUCCGCUCCAACUCCGGCAGGGAGCAGUUCGGCGCCUUCGUCGAGCAGUUCAACCGCGGCGCCGCGCUCAGGCAGAACAAGGGCUCCGACUCAGGGUUCAAGCCCCACGGCAUGAACUUCGAGCCCAGGACCAAGGCCUCCGCCACCACCAACCCGGCCUCCAUUCCGAGGACAAGGUCGCUGAGUGCCCAGCCCAAGACGGACAUCAACCAUGCCUUCUCCAACGCCAUAUCGGUGCAUCAUCACGAGAAGCCUGCCGAUCAUGGUCACCCGCCGCAGUCAGCACCGACCAACAACUCUACCAACGGAACGAGGGGCCGCAACAACCUCUUCGUCGACGUCUGCUCCGAGCCCGAGGUUCAGGACCCGAGCAAGGGCGACAGCCCUGGGCCUCUCGAGUUCUCCUUCCACCCUGACGAGCAGAGCAUGAGGCUGCAAAGGGUGUGCUCCAGCCCGUCUCCUUUCCCGGCCAAGAAAGCGCCGGUCUUGGACGCGCCGCGGCCGCCGUUGCGCAGUUCGUCGCUCAGGGUCCUCCCAGAGGGGCGCACGACGCGGAUGCUGAGGGCGAGGUCCCCUCUCCCAAGCCGUCCCGUGCCCGAAGUGUUCAAGGAGGCCAAAUCAGCCAGCAAGAGGUUCUCCACGCCGCCGCCGCGCCGGAAAUCAUCGUCUCCGCCACGCGCGCCGCCGGUGGACGCGCCACUCAAGGCGCCGGCCAAGGUGAAGCACCACAGGAAGGAGCACUGGGACAACCAAAGGGCCAAGGCGGCCGCAGAGAAGGUGCUCCAAAACUGGACGGUGGAUCGCAAGCAGCUCCUCGUCGGGCAGAAGUUCGCCUAUGGGGCGCACAGCCGUCUGUUCCAUGGAAUCUACAAGGAGGUGCCCGUUGCUGUCAAGUUCAUCAGGCAGCCUGACGUUGAGGAAGACGCGGAACUGGCGUCUCAGCUCGAGAAGCAGUUCAACACGGAGGUUGUCACAUUGUCCCGCCUCCAGCAUCGCAACGUCAUUAAGCUGGUUGGAGGAUGCACCAGUCCGCCAGUCUUCUGCGUCAUCACCGAGUUCCUUUCUGGUGGUUCGUUGAGAUCAUUCUUGCACAAGCAAGAGCACAAAUCUCUGCCUUUGGACAAGAUCAUUUCAGUUGGCUUGGAUAUCGCACACGGCAUGGGGUACGUCCACUCGCAAGGAAUCGUCCACCGUGACGUGAAACCGGAGAACAUCAUAUUCGACGGGGAUUGCUGCGCCAAGAUUGUUGAUUUUGGAAUAGCCUGCGAAGAAGCAUACUGUGACCCUCUGGCGAACGAUCCCGGGACCUUCAGAUGGAUGGCUCCAGAGAUGAUGAAGCACAAACCCUAUGGUCGAAAGGUUGAUGUUUACAGCUUCGGCCUUAUCUUGUGGGAAAUGCUUACCGGCUCCGUGCCUUAUGAAGAUUUGACUCCGUUCCAAGCAGCCUUUGCUGUUUUUGACAAGAAUGUGAGGCCGGCCAUUCCUGCUACCUGCCCAGCUGCAUUACGGGUUCUGAUCGAGCAGUGUUGGGCCUUGCAAGCAGAUAAAAGGCCUGAAUUCUGGCAAAUAGUUCAAUUACUGGACAAGUUCAAGAUGGUUCUUGAAAGAGAUGGAACACUUGACAAUAUGCCAAGCUCAAACUGCCAGGAGAGUCAUGAUCCCAAGAAAUGGCUAGCCCACUGGCUCCACAAGCUCAAGCAUCCCCAUCAUCAUCAUGAUCUCUCUGGACCUCCACCACCAAAACUUCUGUAA
This is a messenger RNA of Triticum turgidum subsp. durum (durum wheat), 1806 nucleotides long. Lineage: Eukaryota; Viridiplantae; Streptophyta; Magnoliopsida; Poales; Poaceae. The record is from the annotation of a GenBank genome assembly.